Messenger RNA from Fusarium redolens, 2079 nucleotides. RefSeq names its product putative serine esterase-domain-containing protein. The coding region runs from base 1 to 2079 and encodes 692 amino acids. The transcript is spliced from 5 exons. Gene Ontology annotation, molecular function: monoacylglycerol lipase activity. The record is from RefSeq and is a predicted model, not a curated record. Lineage: Eukaryota; Fungi; Ascomycota; Sordariomycetes; Hypocreales; Nectriaceae.
AUGUCUAAACCUGUCGCUCUUGAAGACGUUACUGGCGGAAGCGCAAAGGCUACUCACCUUUGUGUUUUAGUUCACGGCCUUUGGGGAAACCCAAGUCAUUUGCGCAAUGUUGCUAAGGCUUUGCGCGACGAAUACUCCGAAGACGAAUUAUAUAUCUUGCCUGCCGAGAAGAACUGCGGUAGCUUCACAUACGACGGCAUUGAGCUUGGUGGCGAGCGCGUGUGCGCAGAGAUCGAGGAGAAGUUGCGCAACAUUGAAGAGCAAGGAGGCAAGAUCACCAAGUUGAGUAUUGCAGGAUAUUCGCUCGGUGGUCUAGUUUCGCGAUAUGCGGUGGGUUUGCUAUAUGCGAAGGGAAUUCUCGAUGAUCUCGAAUGCAUGAACUUUACCACAUUUGCAUCCCCCCAUCUCGGAGUAAGAACACCACUAAAAGGAUGGCUCAACAACAUCUGGAACGUCCUCGGCGCUCGAACACUAUCAAUGUCCGGCCGCCAACUUUUUACCAUCGAUAAAUUCCGCGACACCAAUCGACCUCUUCUCGCAGUACUCGCCGAUCCAGAUUCUAUCUUCAUGUCUGGCCUCAAGAAGUUUAAGCGCCGCACACUAUACACAAACAUCGUCAACGAUCGAAGUGUUGUGCACUACACAUCUGCGAUUACCAAACAUGAUCCUUAUACAGAUAUCGAAAAAGUCAAUCUCAACUACGUCAAGGGAUACGAGGGUGUAAUUCUUGACCCUGACCAUCCUAUUGCGCCUCGACCGAAAGUUCGACAAGAUACGCUGUUGACAGACUACGAAGCUCUCAAGAAGUGGGUCAAGAGCAUCCCGUUCAUGGUGACGGUCGGUGUUAUAAUUCCGGUCGGAGUUGUUGUCUUCCUCGCCAACUCUGCCGUCCAAACAGUUCGAAGUGCCAAUCGAAUCAAGGCGCACGAGUCAGGAGAGGCUGGAUUAAAGAUCGAGCAGUACCGCAUGCCCCUACGGAUCAAGGAGAUUCGAGAAGAAGUCGAACAGGCCUACGAGGCUCUCAACAGCUCACAGAACCAGCAAUACUUGGCAGCGUCAGAUUCAGAAGACGAUCUGGCCUAUGAUGCUGAGGAUCGCAAGUUGCUGAAGAAAGAGCGCAGGAUGUCGACUCCAGGACAGCCCACGCUUGCGCUGACUCCUGAUCAGUUCGAGAUGAUUGAGAACUUGGAUGCAGCUGGUUGGCGUAAGUUUCCUGUUCAUAUUCAGAAGCACCGACAUAGUCACGCGGCUAUUGUUGUGCGCAUGGAUAAGGAGAGUUUCGCAGAUGGUUGGGUUGUUUUGAAGCACUUUGCUGGAAACCAAGUGACAUUGAUUCGUCAUACUCCUACACCGUGGCAUCUAUUGCUCGAACCCGCGACAAUGGUUCUCACUCACACGACAAACCAUAACUAUAACCACCCGUUCCCGACUGUCACUCUCGCCUACUUCCUCCGAUACUCCUCGCCUCAACUGAACCCCUUCGCAGCCCAUGUUCUCAGCACCGACACCAUUGAGAGCUAUGUCGACCCAAAAACCCGUCGACUUCACACAACUCGCAUCCAUUUGAAGAAAAGUCGAAUGCCUGGUGCUGUAUACAAGUUGCUUCCUGCCAGUGUUACUGGUGGUGGCUCUGGAGACAAGGCUUCGUACAUCCUCGAGACGAGUGUUGUCGAUAUCAAGGAGGGUUGGAUGAAGACGGAGAGCCGAAACCUCAAUUUCACGGGUGUGCUCUCUGUUAUUGAGAAGCAGGAGUUCAACGUUCCUACCGAAGGCGUUGCCCAGAAUCCUAACGAGACUGCUGUGACGACUAUGGUUCAGUUCAGGUCAAGACUUGGGGAUAAAAUUAGGGGCAAACUGGGACAAGCUCAAGAGGACGGUUGGUUCAAGAAUGGCAUCAUUGGCGGCUGGGGCACGAAGGGUAUUCAACGCAGCAUCGAGAGCAUCGCCUCUACCAAGACGCAGGAUCAAAUGGGUAAAAGCCGCGAUGGCAUGAAACUCGUCCUCGAGAGACUACGCAACAACGGUGUAAUGGGAGUCCUCGAGACGAUACGGCGAGAACGUCAACGACAGCUCGCCUGA